Penicillium verhagenii is the source of this 330-nucleotide messenger RNA. RefSeq lists its product as uncharacterized. The record is from RefSeq and is a predicted model, not a curated record. Bases 1 to 330 code for a protein of 109 amino acids. The transcript has 2 exons. NCBI's taxonomy places the organism in Eukaryota, Fungi, Ascomycota, Eurotiomycetes, Eurotiales, Aspergillaceae.
AUGCGGCAAAUUUGCAUGCUAUGUGGAUGGGGCCCCUAUACCAACGUCCUUUUGGAAGACAGCUCAGUUCGAGUUCUGGCAUCCAGGAAUGCUAUACCAGGCAUCACAAUCAUUCAUGUCGAGUCUAGCGAUGACAAGCAAACCGAUGAUUCCAAUGCCGACGUGAAUGGAGAGGCUGAGGAUCUAGAUGAGGCACCCGAGUUGGCCUAUCUGAUGCACAAGGGCUGCUGGGAAAAUCUGAUGCGGGGCCUCUGUCAUGGAGUGUUCCAUCUGAAGCGACUGCUUCAAAUUAUCCGAGAGCGGCAUCUUGGAGGAAAUGCGUGCUGUUAG